Drosophila subobscura is the source of this 2225-nucleotide messenger RNA. It is a transcript of the gene Bcat, whose product is annotated as branched-chain-amino-acid aminotransferase, cytosolic. The transcript has 5 exons. Gene Ontology annotation, cellular component: mitochondrion. Gene Ontology annotation, biological process: L-valine biosynthetic process; L-leucine biosynthetic process. Lineage: Eukaryota; Metazoa; Arthropoda; Insecta; Diptera; Drosophilidae. The record is from RefSeq and is a predicted model, not a curated record. The coding region runs from base 352 to 1689 and encodes 445 amino acids. Gene Ontology annotation, molecular function: branched-chain-amino-acid:2-oxoglutarate transaminase activity.
UUAUUGCAGCAACUCGUUCAGACACACAUGUGCGAGAAGAAUACCUGAAGCAAAGCAAAGCGAAGCAGAUCGAAACACUCAAUUAAAUAUAUUUAAACUUUGUGAUAUAUCCAUUUUUUUACUGUGUGAGUGAAUGUGGUGAAGUGCUAUUCCUUGAACGCGAGACAAUAAAGAAAUUCAACAGUUACAAAGUGCAAAGAGCAGGCUCAACGUGAACGUUACAAAGCAAACUCAAAUACCGUUUGACCAAGUGCCAAAGACGCUUUGCCGAAAGAGCGCGAAGAGAAGAGAAGAAUCAAAGAGAGUCUGCGAGAUCAGAGCAAACGGGAAAGAAAGUUCGCAGCCAGCAACAUGACUACCAAAAUGGCAAUAAACGCAAAGGAUAUUUUCCGCAAUCAGCAUCGAAUGAUCAAGUUCAUUGCGCACUCCAUUCGACUGUGCAGCAACCAAUCGCUGAAGGCCGCCCAGGCCGCCCAGCAGCUGCAGCAGCAAAAGUCCUCGGUGGACUUUGAGAUCACCGCCUCGGUGGACACACAGUACACACAUGCCCCGGAGCCCGUUAAGCACGACAAGGAUCUGGGCCAUCAGUUCAAGGCCUCACAGAUGACGGUGCGACUGGCCACGCCGCAGCAGCUCCAGCCGAAGCCGGACAACGAUGAGGAGCUGGGCUUUGGCCGCCUCUUCACCGAUCACAUGCUCAAGAUCUACUACCACAAGAGCCUAGGCGGCUGGCAGAAGCCAGAGAUCACGCCGCUGGAGAACCUCGUCAUGCAUCCCGCUGCCAAGGUCCUGCACUACGCCGUUGAGCUCUUCGAGGGCAUGAAGGCGUACCGGGGUGUCGAUGGAAAGAUCCGCAUCUUCCGGCCGGACAUGAACAUGGCCCGCAUGAACCUCGCCGCCCAGCGCUCCGGCCUGCCCACCUUCGAGGGCAAGGAGUUCGUUCAGUGCCUGUCCCGCCUGCUGUCCAUCGACUCGGAGUGGGUGCCGCACACGGACACUGCCAGCCUCUACAUUCGCCCCACACUCAUUGGCAUCGACCCCACGUUGGGUGUGGCCUCCUCGGACUCUGCCCUGCUCUACACAAUCCUCAGUCCGGUUGGCAGCUACUUCAAGACGGGCUCCACGGGCGCCGUCUCCCUGCUGGCCGAUCCCGCCUACACACGCGCCUGGCCCGGCGGCGUUGGCAACCGCAAAAUGGGCUCCAACUACGCUCCCACGAUCAAUGUGCAAAAGGAGGCGGCGUCACGGGGCCUGCAGCAGGUGCUCUGGCUGUACGGUGAAGACCAUCAGCUGACCGAGGUGGGCACCAUGAACAUCUUCAUGUUCUACGUGAACGAUCAGGGAGAACAGGAGCUGGUGACGCCGCCACUGAAUGGCCUCAUCCUGCCCGGCAUUACACGCGACUCCAUUCUGAACAUGUCCCGCCAGUGGGGCAAGUUCAAGGUGAGCGAGGCCAACAUCACAAUGCCCAUGGUCUGUGAGCUGCUCAACCAGGGAAGGCUGUUGGAGCUCUUUGGCGCGGGCACUGCGUGCGUGGUUAGUCCCGUCAAUCGAAUUAAUUAUCUCGGCCAGGACCUGUACGUGCCCACCAUGGAGCAGGAGAAGCCCGUGCACGAGCUGAUCCGCGAGACGCUCACCGACAUCCAGUACGGCCGUGUGGACCAUCCCUGGUCGGUGGUGAUUGAUUAAGCAGCUCAGUUCAGUUGUCUCCCCAUCCCAUAUACCUUAUGCCUAUGCCCAAUCCCUUAUCCCUAUCCCCCAGUCCUUCCCCUUCCCCUUCCCCUGUACUGUGUAUUAGUAGGAUUUAGUUGAGGACAAUGAGUGUUUCGUGGAUGCUCGAAUUUCGCUUGCAUUUAUCCGCAUUUAUUGUAGACCAUAAAGCGAUGUCUACCGAUAAGUUGAGGCGGGUCGACCCUAUAUAGAUGUCUAUAUAACAUUCGACUAUGUUUGCCCCUAGUUUGUAUAUUUAUUUAUUUAUAUUCUAUGGAAUCGAUUUCCAUUCAAUUUGCUUAUUGUACAUAUUCCAAUCGGUUGAAUGAUAUUUAUAGAAUUUCCUCUUUUUUUCCCCAUUCUGUUUUUAUUUUAAUCUCUUUUUUGUUUGUAUUUAAUUUGUUGCUUGUUCGAGUCAACGUUUUUGCGCUUUUACUUCCAAGCAGUAUCGAAAAUCAAGUCAGGAAAUGAACCAUCUUCAAAAGAGUUUUAGAUUGAAAGCAAAAAAGAAAAAC